Adineta ricciae is the source of this 846-nucleotide messenger RNA. The record is from the annotation of a GenBank genome assembly. NCBI's taxonomy places the organism in Eukaryota, Metazoa, Rotifera, Eurotatoria, Adinetida, Adinetidae.
AUGAUUCACAAGCAAAUGGUGCAGCAAAACUUCAACCAAUCGUUAUUUUAUUAUCGUACUCAUAGUCAUUUAAUAACAUCAUUGUUAUUUCGCAAUACAACUUCGAACAUGGACUUACUUCAUGCAGCUGAUUGUGGUCGUUUAUCAAUCGUUAAAGAACUAGUCUCCAAAGAUAGAUCCUUGCUUCACAAUUAUCGUCAUAAAGAUGCAUCAAAUCGAGCAUUUAAUCUCUUUGGUUCAUCCAUUCAUUACGCUUGUCGAUCGGGUCAUUUCAAUGUUGUGAAAUACUUAUUAGAACAAGACGUAACUCUCGCCGAAGACGUUGAUGUCGAACAAUGGACACCCCUACAUUAUGCCUGCAACAAUGGACAUUUGAAUAUUGUUAAACUACUAACAGAAUACAAUGCUAAUGUUAGAGCGAAAGACAACUACUUGAAUCAAACGCCUAUACAAUUUGCCAUGUAUAGAAACUUCGAAGAUGUUGUUCAUUUCCUAGAUCCACAUAUUCAAUGGGAACGUCGAACUACUGAUGAAAUAUCAAAGAACGGAAAUGUAUCUGUAUUUCGAAAGAAUUCUACUUUAUUUCUUGCUAGAUAUGUCUUAAAUGACGACCAUGUCAAACAAAUUGAAGCAUUUCGAGCUAAUCCUGACCAUGAUGACAUCGACCUGGAUCAUAUUCAAGAUAAUGAAUUGAAGAAUUUGCCAGUACGACUCCGAUUAACACACGAUUUCAAACGGCAUCUAAAGAAGACUCAGGAGCUAUCAUCAACAGAUACAGACGACCAAUUUUUAAGAUCAUCCACAACAUCAACGAAUGAACAUUUGAUGGUCUUCGACGAUACAUAA